CCGCUUCCAACGCAAAUGGGUCAGCGCGGGCGCUCCAGGGCGCGAUGCGACCCGGACCUGGACGACAACGGUUCUCCUGCGCGGUGGCGCGCCCCCCUCGGCGACGACGAGGACGAGGAGGGCAACGAGGACCUCAGCCUCGAGAUCGUCGAGCGGGCGCGGCGGCGCCGGGAGGCGGCGGGAGGCCAGCCCGGCUUCGCCGACCUCCUUUCUCUUUCCUCCGACGAGGAGGUCGACGAGGACGCCGUGGUGGAGCUCGGCGAGGCGGAUCCCAGGAGGAAGGAGAAGAAGAAGAAGAAGCGGCGCAAGGAGAGGAAGAAAAAACAACGGAAGGAUGACGUAGCCGCUGCCCAGGAGGAGCCUCAGGUUGCAGGCACCCAGGAGGGAGAAAUUGGGACAGCAGAAACGGUGCUCACAGAAGAUGCCGUCGGUGUCCCUGUGUCCGACAACACAGUUCUGAGGAAGCUUCUUCGGAUACCAAGAUACUUUGAUCCCGGGGAAACUAUAUUGGAAACUUGCUUUAACUGUGGGGAGGAAGGUCAUGUAGCUGUAAACUGCCCAAUGGAAAAGCGGAAGAAGCCUUGCUUUGUUUGUGGAUUGUUUGGACACAAUGCGAAGCAGUGCACGCAGGGUCAAGAUUGUUUCAUCUGCAAAAAAGGAGGCCAUAUGGCGAAAGAUUGUCCUGACAAGCACAUGAGGAAUACUCAGCAAUCCACCACAUUGUGUUUACGAUGCGGAGAAACAGGCCACGAUAUGUUUGGAUGUGCCAAUGAUUAUCCACCGGGUGAUGUUAAGGAAAUAAAAUGCUACGUCUGUAAGCAGAAUGGUCACCUGUGCUGUACUGACUUCUCUGAUAGUCUUGCAAAAGAAGUUACUUGCUAUAACUGUGCCCAAUCUGGUCAUAGUGGUUUGGGAUGUGCCAAGCAACGCAGGGAAACAAGUGUCGUGACAACCCCGACCCUAUGCUACAAAUGUGGCGAAGAAGGUCACUUCGCACGGGGCUGCACAAACAAUGCUAAGUCGGGUCGGUUUAAAGGUGAGUUGUCAGCACAUAGUCGUAAAAAGGACAGAUGGAGAAAUGAUUCUGGCCCUAGAUCAGCUCCUUACGAUACUCAUAAAAGGAAAAGCCCCCUAUUUGACGAUAGAAGGGGCACACCUCGUGAUAAAUCCAGAGUUAGGGGUGGUUGGAUUCCGGAGGACCAUGAUGAUCUGCCAUAUAAGAAGUACAAAUCCAAUGGGUGGGCCUCUCCAUCUACUCCUAAGAAGCCAUACAACAAUCACCAAGAGUUCUCUUAUGACUAUUCAACUCCUCAAUCUUCAAGAUGGGAAGGGCAAGGCUAUUCAUCGCAUAGCUCAAAAUAUUCACCAAAUGCAAGAAAUCAUAGCUCAAGAUUUUCCAACAACAAACAUCUUCGUUUUGAAAGAAGUUAGAAUGGAGCGUACUUUUGGUUUUGUUGUUCCUUUGACGGUAGAUCUCUGGGGGAUGAAGUCUGCCUGUAAGAUCAUUUCCCUCAAAGAGCUGUUCCUGUAUCUUGAGAAUUGUAUAAGCUUGUUGUGUAUCCAUUCCGGCCCGAUCAUGCUUUGUCACUCUACAGCGCUAAGCAUCAAGUUUCUACUGAUAUACAAGAGCACAAGCUCAUUUUUUGACCA
Messenger RNA from Lolium rigidum, 1650 nucleotides. Its product is annotated as zinc finger CCHC domain-containing protein 7-like. The transcript has 7 exons. Gene Ontology annotation, molecular function: nucleic acid binding; zinc ion binding. Lineage: Eukaryota; Viridiplantae; Streptophyta; Magnoliopsida; Poales; Poaceae. The record is from RefSeq and is a predicted model, not a curated record. The coding region runs from base 16 to 1431 and encodes 471 amino acids.